GUGAGAGGCAAAGAGCUUCGCACACUGUAUUGAAAAAAGUGUCAAUAAAGUUUUCAAGCACCUGCAGGAAGUGUGCGUUGCCACGCAUGCGCAAAUGAUCUUACUGCAAAUGUGAGGCCGGCGUUGCGCUGUCGUUCAAUUCUUUGUUUUACACGUCGCUUUGAGUCCUCAACGGUCUGCGGUUUCUGCGGCGCCAUUGAAACCGGACCUCUCGGUCGGCAACCAUGGAUUUCCAACACCGGGCCGGGGGAAAGACGGGGAGCGGCGGGGUCGCCUCAGCCUCGGAGAGCAACCGGGACCGGAGGGAGCGGCUGCGGCAGCUCGCUUUGGAAACCAUCGAUAUCAACAAGGACCCGUAUUUUAUGAAGAAUCAUUUGGGGUCGUAUGAGUGUAAACUGUGCCUCACCCUCCACAAUAAUGAGGGAAGCUAUUUGGCUCACACGCAAGGAAAGAAGCAUCAGACUAAUUUAGCUCGGAGAGCUGCCAAAGAGGCGAAGGAGGCCCCCGCCCAGCCAGCCCCAGAGAAGGUGAAGGUUGAGGUGAAGAAGUUUGUGAAGAUCGGCCGGCCCGGAUACAAAGUGACCAAACAGAGAGAUCCUGAGACGGGUCAACAGAGCCUUCUGUUCCAGAUCGAUUACCCGGAGAUCGCGGAAGGCAUCGGACCGCGGCACCGCUUCAUGUCCGCGUACGAGCAGCGCAUCGAGCCGCCCGACCGCCGCUGGCAGUACCUGCUGCUGGCCGCUGAGCCGUACGAAACCAUCGCCUUCAAGGUUCCCAGCAGAGAGAUCGAUAAAGGCGAGAGCCGCUUCUGGACCCACUGGAAUAAGGAGACCAAGCAGUUCUUCCUGCAGUUCCACUUUAAGAUGGAGAAAGCCCUCCCUGUCCCCAGCGGCCCCGUGCCCCCCAUGGGGGUGAAGCGGCCCCCUCCCCUGAUGAGCGGGAUCGGCCCCAGACCACCCAACGAGCCCAUGCCCCCCCCACCACCCGGCGGGAUGCACAUGCCCCCCUUACCCCCCGGCGCUCCUGGCCCUCCCCAGAUGCCCCCGCAGAUGCCCCCCGCCCCAGGCAUGCCCCCUCCUGGAUCCAUGCCCCUAUGAUGAGGCCCCCUUGCCCACGGAAGGGCCCGGAGGAAUGCCCCACCCCCGCCAAACAACUGAUCUCCCCCCCCCCCCACACGCAAUUUUCCUUCCCGUCUUGGCCUUGGCCUCCUAGUUGUGGUGGCCGUCAUGUUUAAAAAUUCAACUGUAGAAGCCAUUUUAAAUAUUCCCAAAUUUUCAAUUUUCCAUGUAAAGAAAAAGCUGGAGCCCUCUAACUUUGAAAAGAUUUGUACUUUGUACUAUUUGUGAAGUUUUUUUUUUUUUUUGUGGAAAUGAAUGGGUUAUAGGUUGUAGAGGUGAGGAGUGGUGCCCCCUGGUGGUCCUAUUACAGUAGUACACUUUAGCUUCUGCAGUCAGCCUACCUGUACAGCCAACUGGUCACCUCAGGAUUGUUUUUUAUAAAUAAAUACGAGAGGAAAAUGA
Messenger RNA from Anguilla rostrata (American eel), 1520 nucleotides. RefSeq names its product splicing factor 3a, subunit 2 (gene sf3a2). The record is from RefSeq and is a predicted model, not a curated record. Gene Ontology annotation, molecular function: nucleic acid binding; zinc ion binding. Gene Ontology annotation, biological process: spliceosomal complex assembly. NCBI's taxonomy places the organism in Eukaryota, Metazoa, Chordata, Actinopteri, Anguilliformes, Anguillidae. Bases 225 to 1097 code for a protein of 290 amino acids. Gene Ontology annotation, cellular component: nucleus; catalytic step 2 spliceosome; U2-type prespliceosome. The transcript has 8 exons.